Messenger RNA from Aspergillus luchuensis, 480 nucleotides. RefSeq lists its product as uncharacterized. Bases 1 to 480 code for a protein of 159 amino acids. The transcript has a single exon. The record is from RefSeq and is a predicted model, not a curated record. Lineage: Eukaryota; Fungi; Ascomycota; Eurotiomycetes; Eurotiales; Aspergillaceae.
AUGGACUACCUAUUCUACGACAUCUUCAAGGAAGGGAAGACCCUUGACGACGCCCCACUUGCCUUACUUCGCAAAGAGUCCGAGUUUGCCUGGGCUUCAACCACUAGCGGGGAAACCACUCGAUUCUUCCCUUCCAUAACCGACGAAGAAAACAAGGUCAACGGAGCGGUCGUGCAUUGGAGAGGCAUUGAGAGCCCAGAACGUGCUGAGUCCAUCAAACAGGAGGUGCCGUGGAUUAAGCAUGGGUUUUCAGACGCCAAGGUCAUCCCCAUUGGAAAUUUCACUUCGGUGUCUAAGCUCUUCCACCAAGGAGGAAAGUAUCUGCACUGUGAGCCAGUGCAACGUCUGCAGCCUUUUAUCACGGACCCAUGUGUGACAUGGUAUGCUGUUAUCGUCGCAAGGGAUGCAUUGUCAUAUGAUACGAGGUUUGGGGAGAGAGAUGCAUUGCACUGCGUCAGGCUUUGGAAAGGUAUGUAUUAG